This is a messenger RNA of Pseudovirgaria hyperparasitica, 1086 nucleotides long. Its product is annotated as actin-related protein-like protein 2/3 complex subunit 1A. The transcript is spliced from 2 exons. Gene Ontology annotation, biological process: Arp2/3 complex-mediated actin nucleation. Gene Ontology annotation, cellular component: Arp2/3 protein complex; actin cytoskeleton. The record is from RefSeq and is a predicted model, not a curated record. The coding region runs from base 1 to 1086 and encodes 361 amino acids. NCBI's taxonomy places the organism in Eukaryota, Fungi, Ascomycota, Dothideomycetes, Acrospermales, Acrospermaceae. Gene Ontology annotation, molecular function: actin filament binding.
AUGGCUCCUGAAGUCCAUCAUCUCUUCCACCAUUCCAUCGCAGAUCACUCAUUCACCCCAGACCGCAACACCGUUGCUGUCACCCGCGACAACAACGUAGAGCUUUACGUAAAAUCCGGAAAGUCUUUCUCGCUCAAAGAUGAGCUCAGGGGUCAUGAUAAGACUGUAACAGGUGUUGAUAUUGCCCCCAACAGUGGCAAGAUCGUUACAUGUGCUCAAGAUAGAAAUGCCUACGUAUGGGAGCCCUCAUCCACUGGCUGGAAGCCCACACUAGUUCUUCUACGUAUUGAUAGGGCUGCGACAUGUGUGCGAUGGUCGCCAUCAGAGACAAAAUUUGCUGUUGGCUCUGGUGCAAGGCUGAUACCCAUCUGUUACUUCGAAGAAGAGAACAAUUGGUGGGUCUCGAAACAUAUCAAGAAGCCGAUUCGCAGUACCGUGACCUCGGUCGAUUGGCACCCUAACUCAGUACUUUUGGCAGCCGGCUCCACAGAUGGACACGCCCGUGUUCUAUCCACCUUUAUCAAAGGUGUGGAUGCGCGUCCCGAACCGAGUGCUUGGGGCGAACGAUUGCCAUUCAAUACAGUCUGUGGAGAGUUCUUAAACAGUACUGCAGGCUGGGUUCAUGACGUUGCAUUCUCGCCUAGUGGUAAUGCCAUGGCGUUCACAUCCCACGACAGCAGUGUCACCGUCGUCUAUCCCAGCGCUCCUGAUCAGCCCCCGAAAGCAGUGGUCAGUGUAGCUACCCAACUCUUACCUCUGACCACACUGUUAUGGACUAGCGAAAGUGAGAUCAUUGCAGCUGGAUACAAUUGUGAAGCUUAUCGCCUGUCCGGGAAUGAGGGUGGUUGGCAACUGGCUGGUUCCCUGGAAGCAAAAGCUGGCCGCGCACAGGAUGAACGGGAGGAGUCAGCUCUCAACAUGUUUCGGCAAAUGGAUCUAAAGGGCAAAACCAAGAACGACACCGUUCUGAAUACCACCCAUCAGAAUACAAUCUCCACGAUCCGAGUUCAUGCUGGUAGCCCCGAAUCUAUCAGUGCAAUCAGUUCUAGCGGCGUGGAUGGGCGGUUGGUGGUGUGGAACUUGUGA